AUGUCUCCUGCAGACUUUAAAACUUCUCAUAACAAGGCUUCAAAACGAGCACAACGACAAACUGCAAAACCUAGUUAUUACGAAGGAGAGUCGUCUGACAUUGACCAUACUCGAGACCCUGAUAUUAUAAUGCACAGCGCUAUUUUAGACGGUGAUGAUAACCAAUUUGGGAUUGAAACAUUGAGAAUUGUUGAAGACGAGAUUAUGAGAGGAACCAAGCUAGAACGUGAAGAAAACGAAAUUUCAACAGCGAAUAAUAGCUCUCCAAUCGACCAAGAGACAUUAAAAAGUCGCCGGAACAUAUUAACAAAGCUUAAUUAUUUAAAUUCGGAGUUUUCUAGGAGAAAGGACGAGAUAUUUAAAGAAAAAUUAAAACAAAUUGAUGAAGAAAUCAAGGCAGUACGAGAAGGUACACAUCCCGAAUAUGAAGAACGUUUACAACAGAUUAUCGACAAACGUGAUCAAAAAUUAGAAAGACAUUCUUUAGCAUUGAUCAGUCGACAAAAAAACAUACAAAAAGAGUAUGAAACCGAAACAACACGCAUAGACGAAUAUUAUCAAACACAACGUCAAGCCAUAAAUGAUAGAAUAAUAGCAGAAAUUGAAGAAAAAAAACGAAAACUUGCAGAAGACUAUGAAGCUUAUGAUAUACAUAAUGAUACUGCUAUGGAGGGUACAUUGCGUAGUCAUCCGCAACGAAGGUUACGUACUCGAACUACACAUGAAGUUGAAGCUAAUGAAGAUUUGGCUGAAAUGGGCUUGAACGGAUCUGCGGCCCGCAAAUCAGCAGCAACUUAUAGCAAAAAGAAAUAA
Molecule: messenger RNA, 813 nt
Organism: Diversispora eburnea
Lineage: Eukaryota; Fungi; Glomeromycota; Glomeromycetes; Diversisporales; Diversisporaceae
Source: the annotation of a GenBank genome assembly